AUGAGGACCUUAGCCCUGCUCUCUGUCUUUCUCCUGCUGGCCCUCCAGGGAAAGGCUCAACCUCUUGGCGAGACACCUGACCAGCUGCCCACAACAGAUGACCAGGGGACAGAGUCUGAGGGCCAGGCUCCCAUGACAGAUGACAAGGACAACUCCCUAGACCAGGCUGGUGCUGAGGACACAGGCAUGUCUAUCUCCUUGGAAAGUGAUGAACGUCUUGCUCGAAAUGCUUCAGGUCCACAGAGUAGAGGCACUUGCUACUGCAGACGCAACCGGUGUAAACGCUUUGAGCGUGUCUCUGGAUGGUGUAGACUGAAUGGUAUCCCAUACAACCUUUGCUGCUGA
This is a messenger RNA of Erinaceus europaeus (western European hedgehog), 345 nucleotides long. RefSeq names its product defensin alpha 5-like. Gene Ontology annotation, biological process: antimicrobial humoral immune response mediated by antimicrobial peptide; defense response to Gram-positive bacterium; innate immune response in mucosa. The transcript is spliced from 2 exons. Gene Ontology annotation, cellular component: extracellular region; extracellular matrix. NCBI's taxonomy places the organism in Eukaryota, Metazoa, Chordata, Mammalia, Eulipotyphla, Erinaceidae. Bases 1 to 345 code for a protein of 114 amino acids. The record is from RefSeq and is a predicted model, not a curated record.